AUGAAGAAAAGCAUUGAAAGCCUGCUGGAAAAGUACCAGUCGUUUGGGAUAUACGAGGAAAAAAAGGGCGCAAUUGCCAGAUAUUCAGACAAGCACAGGAAGUACAAGGACGGAACAAUACACAUCAUAACGGCCAUCCACAGCAGAUCAGAAGACUACCCAAACGAGCUUGUUGAGAGCGGCUUUGGGCACGGGGAGAAGUACAAAACAAAGGGCGCUUCGGAGGAGCACAUAUUCACAACAAGCAUUGAUAGCGAGGUGGAGGAGUCCGAGGAGAGCGAGAGCAAUCCGCCCUCGGAGAACGAGGACAUGGAAAACGACUACAUGGAAAACCACUACGAGGACGACGACGACGAAACACCAGGCGAGAGCGAAGACGUGAUUUAG
Molecule: messenger RNA, 387 nt
Organism: Nematocida major
Lineage: Eukaryota; Fungi; Microsporidia
Exons: 1
Coding region: 1-387 (128 amino acids)
Source: RefSeq, a predicted model, not a curated record